Melitaea cinxia (Glanville fritillary) is the source of this 1262-nucleotide messenger RNA. RefSeq lists its product as uncharacterized. NCBI's taxonomy places the organism in Eukaryota, Metazoa, Arthropoda, Insecta, Lepidoptera, Nymphalidae. The record is from RefSeq and is a predicted model, not a curated record. The transcript is spliced from 7 exons. The coding region runs from base 1 to 792 and encodes 263 amino acids. Gene Ontology annotation, molecular function: N-acetyltransferase activity.
AUGCGAACAAUCAGAAUAACAUUUUUUGCAAUACAAACUAAGAAAUGUCAUAAUUUAUUUGGAAUCAAAGAUUUAGUUCGUCAGGAAAAGCCAGAAAUAUUUUCCAUAUCUCCCGUUCAAAGCAGUAAUCAUGAAAUAGCAAUAGACAUGAUAAAGCAAUAUUACUUUAAAGAACAUGUUUUGGUUCGCGCGCGGAACAUGGAUCUGUCCAGUGACCGGGCCAUUGACGAGUACCUCAUGGGGUUACUGAAGCAGGGUAACUCUCUAUUUGCAAGAACUGAGGAUGGUACAACCGCAGGUGUCUGUAUUAAUUUUGCAGCUAGUCCGAUCGACGUAAAAAAUCUACGCAAUUACGCCUUUUACAGACAAGAUCCAAAUACGAAAGAUCUCCUUUACUUUACUGCAAAACUUCAGGAGACACCUAAUCUUUGGGAAAUUUUUAAACAGAACAAAGUUUUUGAGAUGAAAAUGUUGGCUGUGAUUCCCGAGUUCCGUAGACAAGGCGUCGCUACUAUGUUGGCAGAGAAAUCGAAGGCGCAAGCGCAGGAUCAGGGUUACCAUGUCGUUCGUAUGGACUGCAUUAAUCCGUACGAUUAUAAAAUCGCCGAACGCUGUAUGUUAUCUUGCCUAGUAAAGUACCCCCUACACAAGUUGCGCGGCGCCCACGCACCAUUCAUAAAGCGCAGUUCGGAGCACAACAGAUGCGUACGCGUGUACGUAGCGCAUGCGCAGUACGACUCACCUGAGAUGAGUUUGAUGCGUCAACAAGUUGAUGAGAGCAUGUUUGAAUGAGAUUUAUUUUUUUUAUUAAAGCAAAUAGUAUAGAAAAAUGUGUAACUAUGACAUUGUCUCACUUUUGUUACGAUUGUAAAAUUGCUGUUUUGUAAUAUUUCAUAAAUUGUUAAAAAUGUUAAAGGAUGCUUUGAUUACUAAUACCUACGUACCAGUAAUGUUUUAUUAGUAAGGAGUUAACAUUAUAAAUGGUUGACUAAGGUAGAUCAUACUUUUCUACGUGUAGUCAUAAUUAUUAUUGUUGUACGUGUACAAUUUUGUCUCUUAUAACCGAAGCUCUAGUCAUAGUUUAUCGCAUUUUAAGGAUGUGGAUCUGAUAUGUUAACUAUAGAGACAUUAUUCUUUAUAAAUUGUUUCUUUUUAUUUUGAAAUUAUUAUAUUUUUCGUAAUUGUCAAUAUUUAAAAUGUUGUUACAAUAACAAUUAAUGUUUUAGAAGUGUUUUAAAUAAAAUAAUCAUUCUAGUUUUAAA